Messenger RNA from Fundulus heteroclitus (mummichog), 561 nucleotides. RefSeq names its product transmembrane protein 238a (gene tmem238a). The transcript has a single exon. Bases 6 to 332 code for a protein of 108 amino acids. NCBI's taxonomy places the organism in Eukaryota, Metazoa, Chordata, Actinopteri, Cyprinodontiformes, Fundulidae. The record is from RefSeq and is a predicted model, not a curated record.
CAACCAUGGGGGAGAAGUAUGACGGGCUGUCCCACUGUAAGCUUGCUCUGGUAUUCGCAGUGGUGAUGGACAUCCUUGGUGUGACGUCCCUGCUGGUAGGCGUCUUCGCUUCCCUAGAGAUCCAGGGCAAAGACUUCGGGGAUCUGUUGGUGUACUCCGGAGCGUUGCUGGUGCUGUUUUCCAUGGCCGGCUGGGUGCUUUGGUACAGUGGCAACAUCGAGGGUCUGCAUUUACAAAAAGACUUUCAUGGCAUGGGUUCAGCUGUGGACCGACUGGCCCGCUCCGUCAGCCGCAAGAUACGGCUCCCCAGGACACGCAGCAGUCCCCAUUAAGAACUCAAAGCCUCCCAGUUAAACGACCUAGUUUUAAUUCUUGUUGACCCAAGUUUCUCGGAAGAAAAGGGCAUGGUUGGACUUUACUUUUCUGUCAGAUUUUGAUAAAAAGAAACCGGCUCACAAACAAACAAACAAAAAAAACGGACUUGCAAAUCUUGCUUUUGAUAAACAGAAUCUGUCUGUUCUGCUCAAGCUCGUGCAAAUGGAAUAAAACUAUUACGAUGAA